GAGAAAUGGCUGAGCUAAGCACCGAUCUGAUUUUGUGGCUCUGUAUUCUCCUGCCAUCCCUGUAUAUUUUCAAUCUGAUCCGUUUCCGGAAAACCAGUAAGCUCCCACCGGGUCCGGUAGGUUUUCCGGUGGUCGGGUCCCUUUUCGAACUCGGCAGCAUGCCCAAUGAGUCUCUCGCUAGACUCUCUCAGCUGCAUGGUCCGCUCAUGGCGCUGCAGCUCGGAUUCAUCACCACCGUGGUGGUCUCGUCGGCUGAGAUGGCCGAACAGGUGCUCCAUAAGCACGACCAGGCGUUUGCGGGCCGAACCGUCGGAGACGCCGUCAAGGUGUUGGACUACCACCACCACUCGCUGGUGUUUAGUCAGAACGGAGAAAGAUGGAGAGAGUUGAGAAGGAUCUGCAACACCGAGCUGUUCACGCCCAAGAGACUGGACACGUUAACAGGCUUCCGGGAGCAAAAAGUUCAAGCCCUUCUCCGGCAUGUUCACACGGCAUGUGCAGCCGGACGUCUGGUCAAUAUUGCCGAGUGCGCCUUCGGAACAGCCUUAAACUUGGUGGCCAACACCAUCUUUUCACAGGACGUGGUGGAUCUGGAGUCGGAGUCGACCGGAGAGGUCAAGAGCAUUGUGUGGGAGCUUUUAGUACUCGGCGCAAAGCCAAACCUUUCCGACUUCUUCCCGGCGCUCCGGUGGGUCGAUCCUCAAGGUCUGCGGCGUCGAACUAGAACUCUUUUAAAGCGGUUGUAUGGUGUGUUUGACCAAUUGAUCGACAAGCGCAUGGAGUCGGAUGCAGCUGCAAACGGAGGGAAGAAGAAGAAGUAUGGUGAUUUCUUGGAAGUGCUUCUUGAACUCACCAGGAAGCCAAGCUCAGGGUUCACCAGGGAGAAUAUCAGGCCUCUCUUAACGGACUUGUUCAUUGCUGGAAGCGACACACCUUCUGCCACCAUAGAAUGGGCCAUGACCGAACUGCUUCGACACCCAGGCAAGAUGUCCGCAGUUCAGCUCGAGCUGGAACGGGCCAUCGGCACAAAACGUCCCGUGAAGGAGUCUGAUAUCGAGCGGCUCCCUUACCUACAAGCACUGGUGAAGGAGACCCUGCGGCUGCACCCGCCGGUUCCUCUUCUCAUCCCACAUAGAGCAGAUGUAACUACAGAGGUAGCAGGCUUCACCAUCCCUAAGAACACUCAAGUUCUUGUCAAUACGUGGGCCAUCAGCCGUGACCCCGCCUGCUGGGAAAAUGCAACAUCCUUCUUACCAGAGAGAUUUCUAAAUUCUGAUAUAAAUUUCAAAGGAAAGGAUUUCCAUUUCAUCCCUUUCGGCAGCGGAAGGAGGAUCUGCCCCGGCAUGCCCUUAGGGGUCCGCAUGGUUCAUCUGGUGUUGGCUUCUCUGCUUCAUUCAUUUUCAUGGAAGCUCCCUGACGGAAUGGCUCCCGAGCAACUUGAUGUGGGAACCAAGUUUGGCAUAUCAUUGCAGAAAGCUAUACCUCUCAAAGCGUUCCCUUGUCCACGGUCGCUAGAUGGCGUGGAAUAAGUCUUCAUGGAAACGUGUUCUAGAAAAGCUAUUCUAAGUUUUAAAAUGGGGAUGAAA
Molecule: messenger RNA, 1586 nt
Organism: Nymphaea colorata (pocket water lily)
Lineage: Eukaryota; Viridiplantae; Streptophyta; Magnoliopsida; Nymphaeales; Nymphaeaceae
Product: geraniol 8-hydroxylase-like
Exons: 2
Coding region: 6-1529 (507 amino acids)
Molecular function (GO): heme binding; monooxygenase activity; oxidoreductase activity, acting on paired donors, with incorporation or reduction of molecular oxygen
Source: RefSeq, a predicted model, not a curated record